AUGAUUGCUGUUAGUUUAUUAGUAUUCUCACUUGUGAGCAGUGUUGCUGGAAAUUGUUUGGUUGGAAAUCGAUGUGGAGCUGGUCUCUGUUGUUCUGCAUUUGGUUUUUGUGGAACAGGCACAGGAUUUUGUGGUGCUGUAACCGCUGCUGUCUAUCCUAACCGUGAUUGUCGUAUAGUAGGUUGUCAAGCAGGUUAUUGUUGUUCACCAUAUGGCUAUUGUGGUGCUACAGCUGCAUAUUGUGGUGGUGCUAUUGCACCUGCUCCAACUGUUGCUAAUUGCCGAGUAACUGGUUGUCCAGCUGGGACAUGUUGCUCACAAUAUGGAUAUUGUGGAAAUUCAGCUUCUCACUGCGGUGUUGUAGCUUACGGUAACUGUGGUUAUACAGCAUGUGGUAGUGGACUUUGUUGUACACGAUAUGGAUAUUGUGGUUCAGGUGCUGGUUAUUGUGCAUUACAAAAAUCAUUAACUGAAAGUAAACCAGCUCCAAUUGAAGGUGAAUUUCAAGGUCAAGCAACAUAUUAUAAUGAAACUCAAGUUGGUUCAGAUUAUUCAACAUGUGGUAUUGAACGUGCACGUUCAUUAGAUGAAGAAGAUCAAAAAAUUUAUAUUGCUGCUCUCAAUCAAGCACAAUUUGAUCCAUACACUGUUGAUGGUAUUCCAAGUAACAAUCCAAUUUGUCAAAAGAAAGCUUUAGUACGAGGUCCCCAAGGUGAAAUCGUUGUUCGAUUUGUUGAUCGAUGUCCACAAUGUCGUGAAGGUGAUCUUGCUUUAAAUGAAGAAGCUUUUCUUGCUAUUAACGGUGAACUUGGUACUGGACAAGCUAAUGUUGAAUGGCAUUUUAUUUAA
Messenger RNA from Adineta steineri, 849 nucleotides. Lineage: Eukaryota; Metazoa; Rotifera; Eurotatoria; Adinetida; Adinetidae. The record is from the annotation of a GenBank genome assembly.